AUGCCCUACCUCGACCGCGACGGCGUGAAGAUCUACUACCAAGUCCACCACGAUGAAGGCAGCGAGAGCACCAACAGCAACAGCAACAGCAACAGCAAUGUCCGGCCACUCCUCCUCCUCACUCACGGCUUCUCAUCCACCUCCGCCAUGUGGACGGGCCAGAUCCCCGCCCUCUCCCGCCAUUUUAGACUCAUAACAUGGGACAUGCGCGGCCACGGCCAGUCAGACUCACCCACCGACCAGGCCGCAUACUCCGAGUCGCAUACCGUAAAGGAUAUGGCUGCGAUAUUGGACGUGGUAGGCGGAGGACUUCACAACGCCACUGCUCCUGCCCCCGCCCCCGCGAUCAUAGGAGGCCUCUCCCUCGGCGGAUACAUGAGCCUCGCCUUUUAUCGGACUUACCCCGCGCGCGUGGCCGCUUUGCUCAUAAUCGACACGGGCCCCGGCUUCCGCAACGCCGACGCCCGGCGCAAGUGGAACGACACGGCAGAGCAGACUGCGAGGUCCUUCGAGGCGCGUGGGUUGACUGUCCUUCGCGGGUUGAGCCCCGAGCGCGCGCACGUGGCGCAUCUGCAUAGGGAUGUGACGGGGAUGGGCCUGGCGCGCGCCGCGAGAGGUAUGCUCGCCCAGCGUGACGGGAGGGUGUUGGAGUCGUUGGGCAGCGUACGCGUGCCGAGUCUCGUUGUCGUCGGGGCGGAGGAUCACCCGUUCUUGGCCGCGAGUGAGUAUAUGGCGAUGAAGAUUCCGGGGGCGAAAAAGGUCGUUGUCCCCGGGGCGGGGCAUGCGGUUAAUAUUGAUAAUCCCAAGGGGUUUUGGGAGGGCGUGAUGCCGUUUUUGGAGGAAGUCAGGCAGAGGCAGGGAGGAGGGGGAGGAGGAGGUGGGAGGGCGAAGCUGUGA
Molecule: messenger RNA, 897 nt
Organism: Cladophialophora yegresii CBS 114405
Lineage: Eukaryota; Fungi; Ascomycota; Eurotiomycetes; Chaetothyriales; Herpotrichiellaceae
Exons: 1
Coding region: 1-897 (298 amino acids)
Source: RefSeq, a predicted model, not a curated record